Molecule: messenger RNA, 2242 nt
Organism: Dichomitus squalens LYAD-421 SS1
Lineage: Eukaryota; Fungi; Basidiomycota; Agaricomycetes; Polyporales; Polyporaceae
Product: malic enzyme
Exons: 9
Coding region: 97-1761 (554 amino acids)
Biological process (GO): pyruvate metabolic process; malate metabolic process
Cellular component (GO): mitochondrion
Molecular function (GO): NAD binding; malate dehydrogenase (decarboxylating) (NAD+) activity
Source: RefSeq, a predicted model, not a curated record
AUCCUACUAAUUUUGCUGAACCCCAAGAGUUCUAAAUAUUCUUGGGCCAGCUAGUAUAAACGUCAUAGAGUACCCCACCUCGGUCCAUCGCAAGAGAUGAACGCAGUCAAGACAGCCGUCCGAAAGCAAGCCAAACAAGUCCUCACUCCCGUCUGGUCCAACGGCGUCCAGAAGCUCAAGGUCACGUCUGCUCCGCCGGCGAAGCUCGCCCAUGGCCUCACCCCGCCUAUGCUCGACGACGCGGUCCACGCCCAGCGCUGCCUCGCGCAGCUCCGCUCCAAGGACAAAAACAUCGAAAAGUACAUCUACUUGAGCCAGCUCAAGGAUGCGGACCCCAACAUGUUCUAUCGCCUGUGCUUGACAAACAUGGCGGAAUUCACCCCUUUGAUUUACACGCCCACAGUUGGCGAUGCAUGCAUUCAGUACUCUCACAUCUACCGUCGUCCCGAGGGCCUCUUCAUCUCCAUCAAAGACAAGGGCAGGAUCGGCCAGAUCCUGCGCAACUGGCCGCGCAAGAACGAGGCACGCAUCUCCGUCGUCACCGACGGCUCGCGCAUCCUCGGGCUCGGCGACCUCGGCGUAAACGGCAUGCCCAUCUCGAUCGGCAAGCUCUCGCUCUACGUCGCCGGCGCGGGCAUCCGCCCCGAGUCCACGAUCCCCAUCUGCCUCGACCUCGGCACGGACACGCAGCGCUACCUCGACGACCCGCUCUACCUGGGCCUCCGGCAGAAGCGCGUGCCGAUGGCGGUCAUGGACGAGUUUAUGGACGAGUUCAUGGGCGAGAUGGCGAAGGCGUUCCCGAAGCUGCUUAUCCAGUUCGAGGACUUCGCGACGGACAAGGCGUUCGCGUACCUUGACCGCUUCCGCGACCGCUACCCGCUGUUCAACGACGACAUCCAGGGCACGGGGGCGGUCGUGCUCUCGGGCUUCAUCAACGCCGCGAAGCUCUCGAGCGCGGCGUCCGGCCGUCCGCUCUCGGACCACCGCAUCCUGUUCUUGGGUGCGGGUUCGGCUGGCGUGGGUGUCGCGAUGCAGCUGCAGAGCUUCUUCAUGCUCCAGGGUCUGUCGAAGGAGGAGGCGCGCUCGCGCAUCUACCUUGUUGACUCGCAGGGCCUCGUCUUCGACGGCCGUGGUCCUAUGGCUGAGCACAAGAAGUACUUCUCGCGCAAGGACUACAACGGCCCCGCCCUCACGAACCUCACCGAGAUCAUCAAGUUCAUCAAGCCCACGGCCCUCAUGGGUCUCUCUACCACCAAGGGCGCGUUCAACCAAUCUGUCAUCGAGGCCAUGUCCGCGCUUAACCCGCGCCCGAUCAUCUUCCCGCUCUCGAACCCCGUGCGCCUCUCCGAGUGCGAGUUUCACGAGGCGGUCGAGUGGUCGAAAGGCAACGUCCUCUUCGCCUCUGGCUCGCCCUUCCCGGAGCAGGAUUACAACGGCCGCACGCUGUACCCCGGACAGGGCAACAACAUGUACAUCUUCCCCGGGCUCGGCCUCGGCGCGAUCCUGUCGCGCGCGUCGGCGGUGACGGACUCGAUGGUGGAGGCGUCCUCGCUCGGGCUCGCGGAGUCGCUCACGCCCGACGAGCGCGCGGACGACCUCCUCUACCCGCGCAUCGAGCGCAUCCGCGAGAUCUCGGCGGACAUCGCGCUAGCCGUCAUCCGCGCGGCGCAGAAGGCCGGGGUCGACCGCUCGGCGGAUCUGCGGCGGAAGUCGGACGCGGAGCUGCUGGCGUUCGUCAAGGAGAGGAUGUGGAACCCGUGAGGCCUUGCCUGCUAGACUGCUGCGGUUUACCUUCGUUCGUCGAACUUCGCCCUCACCCUUUUGACUGCUGUCGUCCAUCCGCGGAUCGGAUGGAUUUCUUACGUGUUUCACGCUCUGCUGCUAUGCUUUCCUUCCCUAUUCCCGUCCUCGUAUACUAUAACAUGACACCUGGAUACACACUUCUUCUCCUUCGCCACAACGAGUAAAAACAUAACGCUGGUCUCUAUAUUGGUAUUGCAGGCGUCGCAUCGCGGUUGUAGAGUUUCUAUGGCGUCAUUAUGAGCGGUAUAGAUUUUCGCGGUUCAAGCUUUCUUCUGUCCAUCGUCUGUGUUUCUCAGAACCCGUACUCGACCGCAACUGAUAAUCGGGUAGGAGUGUCCAAGCAAGGCUAUCUUGUGAUUUCCCGCUAGUUCUGUCAUGAAUGCACCUGAACAAUAAUAAAACUCGCUGAAGCUGGGUGGCCAGCGCUCGGCACGCAUCG